CUGGUUCAGAACAGAGAUGAGAGAGCCUGGGGGAGGCACCGCAGGAGGAGCGGCGUAGUGAAGAUUUAUUUGCCUAGAUUACUAUAAGCUUUCUCACGGGUCUGUGCAGUGUGGAUCGACACUCGGUGUGUGAAGGGGAAGCUCUGCAUAGUAACAGGUUGGAGAGAUUCCUUGGAGGACCUGGGUUUUGAUGAGCUUGAUCAAACUGGUGGUGACAGAGGAAUGAAAUGAGGAAGGAAUCUAAAGAAGACUGCUUGUUGUUUCUCUUCUUGUCUGUUUGAGGAUGUUUUCUUGUCAAAGAAGUUGGCUCAGCGCUGCACUCAAGCCGGCCAGUCGUUGAUGGAGUUCUUGCAGGGGAGCGGUGACUACUGCCACGCCCAACAUCUCAGCGCUUGAGCCCAGGCCCCCCGGGGGAGGAUGGCCCUGCUGCCCUGCUGCACCUCCCAUCCCUGAAUGCCCACAGCCAGGUCGCCCUCUCCACCCAGACCCAGCCACCCCCACACUGACUGUAGACUGACCGUCGGACGGCAGGCCCACUAACUCACCAGAUGGGGUAGUGAGUGUCGGGGGCCAAGGGCAGCGUAAGCUAACGGACAGCUACCUCUUCACCCCCCGGCACCUUACUCUUCACCCUCUCCAAACCCCACUCUAUUUCCAGCACCCCAAGACACCCUGGACAGGAGAGACUUGAGAGGACCUUGUAAAGUCCUCCUGAGGUGGGGUGUUGUUGCUGGGGUUUGUUCCUCAGCCUCAGAGAGACUAGCAGGUGUGACCUGCCUGCUUGGCUUCCUGCCUGGCUUCCUGCCUGCUGUGUCAGGACAGUGUACUGUAGCUAGUGGGCUGGGUACUCCUCUGUCAGGGUGGGUGCGGGCCCCUGGGUCUGGGUCGACGUCGUGGCGUCUUCUCCUGAGAGUGGGAUCCUCAGUGUGUCCAGAAUGAACCGUCCAGCUCCCCCCGUUGAGGUCUGCUACAAGAACAUGAGGUUCCUCAUCACACACAACCCCACCAACGCCACCCUCGACACCUUCAUCGAGGACCUGAAGCAAUAUGGUGCAACAACAGUGGUGCGGGUGUGUGAGGUCACCUACGACAAGACACCUCUGGAGAAGGAUGGCAUCACAGUCAUGGACUGGGCCUUUGAUGACGGUGCCCCUCCUCCCACUAAGAUCGUAGAUGAUUGGCUGAACCUGCUGAAGACUAAGUUCCGUGAGGACCCUGGCUGCUGCGUGGCGGUGCACUGUGUUGCCGGGCUGGGACGGAAGCGCAGGGGAGCGAUCAACAGCAAGCAGCUGACCUACCUGGAGAAAUACCGCUCCAGACAGAGACUGCGCUUCAAAGACCCUCACAAACACAAGAACAAGUGCUGUGUGAUGUGAUGAUGUAGUGUGACCCUGCAGCCCGCCUGUUCUGACCCAUAUAGAACGACUACAUCAACUUUAAUAUUGGACCGACCUACACCCCCCUUUGUAGUGUGACCCCGCAGCCUGCCUGUUCUGACCCAUAUAGAACGACUACAUCAACUUUAAUAUUGGACCGACCUACACCCCCCUUUGAUGCAUUUAGGACUUGACCUGUUGUCUGUCUCCAUGGGGACAGUUAGUUCCCACUGUUCUGUUGGGAUUCUUCUGCUUCUCACUCUCAGGGCUGUUAGACCAUCUUCUCUCUGAUGUCUUUGAAUGAACACAUUCGUCCCCAACUGCCGGCCAAUUGAACUCGUAGAGAGGAAAAGCGAACAAGCCCGAUUUCCAUCAAGUACACACACACACACACACACACACACACUGACAAACUAUUUUGCACUGAUUGUGACAUACUGUGACAUACACACACAGAGCCAUCGACCACCAGACCAACCCCUCAACCAGCAGCAACACUGUCAGCUUGGUCCCAGGCCUGAUCGUUCCUCUUUCCUCCCUGCUGCUUGGUAGCACUGACCCAACCCAAAGCACUGUCAAUGAAACACACCGACCCACCACUAGCUGUCACAACAGGUCUGCAUCACCAUACACCAUGUUAACUGAAAGCCCCUGCUAGCCAUGAUGACAUGAAUGAAAUAAUCAUGAAAAAGAAGAGAUUUUUUGCUGUCUGUGUGUUUUUAUCUCAAUGUUUGAAGAAGAUCCAGUUGAACGUCUUUGUUAAAUUGAAUGCCAUCCACAGAGCUCAGUCAUCUUGCUCCUUGCUCCGGUUUCAUAAUGCAUGGAAGGUAACACUUGUUAGAAUCAUGUCCUUGUCUCCUUCAUUUCUGAGGAUAUGGGGAUGCGGAUGGGACUUAAUAUAGGACAAGGUUUUGUGCUGAGUUGCUGGUUUUUAAAUAGCAAUAUUUUUUACAUUGUGAUAUGAAAUACUCUGGGAUUAGGAUUCUUCACCACUGGCUGCUUCUGUUGUACAACAUGAAGGAUCUCAGUGUAUCAUGUAGGAGUCAGCUGAGCCUGGGUGGGCUUGGUAGGCAACACUGUGUCCCAGAUGGCACCCUAUUCCCUAUAUAGUGCACUACUUUUGACCAGAGGUCUAUGGGCUUCAAUGCCUUGAAAUAUACACACACAUGGACUCGCACUGACCCUAUGGGCUCCGGUCAAAAGUUGUGCACUAUAUAGGGAAUAGGGUGCCAUCUGGGACGCGCAUCUAUGCUUUGGGAACGUAAACAUGACGGUGCACCGUAGUCAUCUCUGGGAUGAAAAACAGCCAACUGAACCGUCUGCUCAGAAAUAACGUCCAGGCUCUGUAUCUGUCAGUGUGGAUAUAGUCACUCAUCUUACCUCGAAAUGGCACCCUAUUCCCCUUUUGUAGUGCACUACUAUAUAGCACACUUUUGACUAUAGUCCUAUGGGCUCUGGUCAAAAGUAGUGCACUAAAUAGGGAAUAGGGUGCAAGACGCGUUCUUAGUUAAUUAAGGACAGGUACUGAAGGAAUGACUCAUAUCCUGGGAAGAAAGCUGUCACAUUUAUCUGCUGCCUUGGAAGUAACCCACUUCAGAUUGUUCACAGUUAAUGAAGUACAAGAAAUAAAGUAAUUGUUAAAAGUA
Molecule: messenger RNA, 3022 nt
Organism: Salmo salar (Atlantic salmon)
Lineage: Eukaryota; Metazoa; Chordata; Actinopteri; Salmoniformes; Salmonidae
Source: RefSeq, a predicted model, not a curated record